This is a messenger RNA of Cuscuta campestris, 1515 nucleotides long. Lineage: Eukaryota; Viridiplantae; Streptophyta; Magnoliopsida; Solanales; Convolvulaceae. The record is from the annotation of a GenBank genome assembly.
UUCUGAUGGUGAGAAUUUACCUUUGAAGAAUCUUUGAAAUAUCUGAUAUCAAAAAUCUGAUAUCUCCCUUUCCAUCAUAUAUCUUCCUCUUCUAUCAUUCCUGCCAGAAUCCUUAUCCGGAAAACGAGGGAAUUCUAUUUUCUGAUAGAUUGAAUGCAAAUUUUUUUGAAUCAGACAUACACGAAUCUCAGUGAAUUUAUGUAAAUAUACAACUGAUAAGCUGCGAUGGGCGAAGAAGCGAAAAUUGGUGACUACGGCGGCGGAAAUGAGGACAGGGUGGCGGAGUGGGAGGAAGGCCUUCCGAGCGCAGAUGAUCUCACUCCACUGUCACAGGCGUUGAUCCCGCCGGAAUUGGCUUCGGCGUUUCGGAUUCCCCCGGAGCCGUGUAGAACUAUGCUGGACGUUAAUCGCGCAUCGCAGUCGGCGUUUUCUUCUCUCCGGGGAGGUCAGUCUCAAACGCUCUCAUCAUCUCCGAAUAAUUUGAAUCUCAAGCCGCUCAGCGAUGAGAGGAACAGGGAGCAGAUCUCCGCGGACGACGAUACGGAUCCGAGCCGGGACGGAUCCGAAUCGAGGAAGGCAAGGAGGAUUGAGUUCGGAGGGGGAGCGGAGGAGGCCGAUUCGCCGACUCCGAACGAGAGUGGCGCCGGCGACGAUCCGUCGGGGAAGUCGCAGAAGAGACCUAGGCUGGUGUGGACGCCGCAGCUGCACAAGAGGUUCGUGGAUGUGGUGGCGCAUCUCGGGAUAAAAAACGCGGUUCCGAAGACGAUUAUGCAGCUGAUGAACGUGGAGGGGCUGACGCGGGAGAACGUCGCGAGCCAUCUGCAGAAAUACAGGCUGUACCUGAAGAGGAUGCAAGGAUUGUCCAACGAAGGACCUUCCUCCUCAGAUCAUCUGUUUGCCUCCACGCCUGUGCCGCCUCAAACCACACAGGAUUCCGGCGGUAGCAUCCACCCAAUCCCACCCAUUCCAAUUCCAUUUCCGGCUCUGCCCCAGGUGCAAAUGAUGCCAAUGCCCGUGAUCGGGAUGCCGGCUCAGGGGCACAAUGGGCAUUUUGGGAUUCCAAACGGCGGAGCAUCAAAUGCCUUCCACCAUCACCAGUACAAUCUGAUGCAGCAGAGGGGUUGGGCAGGGAGCAGAUAUGGGGCAUAUCAUAAUCUUUCUCCUGCAGAUUAAUAAUGCUGUGGCUCAAGAACGAGUGAGGUUAGGUUCUUUCAUCGUAUGAGCUUUUAAUGCCAUUUUCUUAAGUAUAUACACACAAUAAUAAUAUACUCUCUCAUGCUGAAAUUGUCAAAUUGGACAGAUUUUUAGUAGAUGAUUGGAAGUAGUAUGAUUUUGUUAAGCGGUUUCAGUUCAUUACCUGAAAAAAGGAAAGAAUAUGUAUAUCAAUAAAUUAAGUUUCCCCUAUUGUGUUCAAGAAUAGAUGUAUUGGUUCUUCCAUAGAAUAUGAUUAGUUUGUAACAAUUGCCAGUUGGAAUUGGAUACUAAUCUUUAGAGAGAAACUUAUUGGUUCAAUUG